This is a messenger RNA of Zingiber officinale, 495 nucleotides long. RefSeq lists its product as uncharacterized. Gene Ontology annotation, molecular function: nucleic acid binding. The record is from RefSeq and is a predicted model, not a curated record. The coding region runs from base 1 to 495 and encodes 164 amino acids. NCBI's taxonomy places the organism in Eukaryota, Viridiplantae, Streptophyta, Magnoliopsida, Zingiberales, Zingiberaceae. The transcript has a single exon.
AUGGAUCAUGCCGGAGGAGAUUGGGUAGAUGAGCUACAAAGUGUUCUCUGGACCUACCGUACGACACCCAGGGAAAGCACAGGGCUCACUCCAUUCCUCCUGGUCUACGACAGUGAAGCAGUAGUACCCGUGGAGAUCGGGGUGCCCUCAACCAGAAAAAUUCUAUAUGACGAAGAAAAUGCUGAGCGGCGAUUGACAGAGCUGGACCUCAUUACCGAAACUCGCGAACAAACAGCAGCCCGACUAUUUGCUUAUCGACAAAGGAUGCGGCAAAAUUAUGACAGAAACAUGGUCCCUCGCUUCUUCGGAGAGGGAGACCUGGUCUGGAAGCGAGUGAAACCCAUGGGAGAUGUGACUAAGCUAGCACCUCAAUGGGAUGGACCCUACACAGUUAUCAAAAAAUUAGCAUUAGGUGCAUACUACUUGCAGGAUGAUCGAGGUAGGAAUCUAGAGCGGCUCUGGAGCGCUAACUACCUUCGGCCUUAUCGCAUCUAG